AUGACCGCCACCAAAAUCGACGGCAAUGCCAUUGCCAAAACCAUUCGUGAGCGAAUCUCGAGCGAGGUGGCCGGCAAGCAGGCCAAGAAUGCCCGCUACAAGCCCAGCCUGGUCAUCAUCCAGGUUGGCGACCGUACCGACAGCUCCACCUAUGUUCGCAUGAAGCUCAAGGCCUGUGAAGAGGCCAAUAUUGCCUGCCGGCUGGAAACCUACCCCGAGUCCAUUACCGAGUACGAACUGCUCGAGAAUAUCGACCAUUACAACAACGAUGAGUCAGUCCACGGCAUACUGGUGCAGCUACCUCUGCCCAAGCAUCUCGACGAGUACGAAAUCACCUCUGCCGUAGCCGACGASAAGGAUGUUGACGGUUUCGGCACCGCCAACAUUGGCGAGCUGGCCAAGAAGGGCGGAAAGCCAUUGUUCAUUCCUUGCACUCCCAAGGGUGUCAUGGUCCUGCUGAAAGAGUCUGGCGUCGACCUCAAGGGCAAGAACGCCAUCGUGAUUGGGCGUUCUGAUAUUGUCGGUGCUCCAGUGAGCUACCUGCUGCGGCAUGCAGAUGCUACUGUCACCGUAUGUCACUCCAAGACACAAAACCUCAAGGAGAUUGUCAAGACGGGUGACAUUGUCGUGGCUGCCCUUGGUAGCCCAGGCUUCGUCAAGGGAGACUGGCUCAAGCCGGGCGCCGUCGUAAUCGACGUUGGCACAAAUGGCGUGCCAGACGAUACCAAAAAGUCUGGACAACGCUUAGUCGGAGAUGUCGAUUUCGAGUCUGCCGCGGAGGUUGCCAGCCAGAUCACUCCUGUGCCUGGUGGUGUCGGCCCAAUGACUGUUGCUAUGCUCCUGUCAAACGUCGUUGCUGCCGCCGAUGUUCAAUCGGAGAAAGCCAAGGCAAGGCACAUCACUCCUUUGCCAUUGAAGAUCAAGUCUCCUGUUCCUUCGGACAUUGCCGUGUCUCGUGCUCAGCAUCCAAAGCUGAUUAACAAGGUAGCGUCGGAAAUUGGAAUCCGAUCUCACGAGUUGGAGCCAUAUGGUGCAUACAAAGCCAAGGUGUCAUUGGACGUGCUCAGGCGAUUGGAACACCGUCAGAACGGCCGCUACAUUCUCGUUGCUGGUAUCACACCCACACCUCUCGGCGAAGGUAAGAGUACCACCACGAUUGGUUUGACUCAGGCCCUCUCUGGCCAGCUUGGCCGUAUCGCCUUUGCCAACGUCCGUCAGCCAUCUCAGGGUCCCACCUUUGGAAUCAAGGGUGGUGCAGCUGGUGGUGGGUACAGUCAAGUCAUUCCCAUGGACGAGUUCAACCUGCAUUUGACUGGUGAUAUCCACGCUGUGACUGCAGCGAACAACUUGCUGGCUGCCGCCAUCGACACGAGAAUGUUCCACGAGGCUACCGCACCGGAUCCAGCGCUCUUCAACCGACUCGUGCCUGCCAAGAAGGGCAAGCGCACGUUUGCCAACAUCAUGUUCACCCGUCUGAAGAAGCUUGGGAUCGACAAGACCAACCCUGACGACCUCACACCUGAGGAGAAGACAAAAUUCUCCCGACUCGACAUUGACCCGGAGACCAUCACAUGGCGACGUGUACUAGAUGUCAACGAUCGUCACCUACGUGGUAUCACCAUCGGUCAGGCACCAUCCGAGAGCAAGGUCGCACCACGACAGACGGGUUUCGACAUCUCUGUCGCUUCCGAGUGUAUGGCUGUGCUUGCUCUUGCCACUGACCUCUCUGACCUCAGAGCCCGUCUCGGUCGCAUGGUCAUUGCAUCUUCCAAAGCGGGUGACCCAGUCACCGCUGACGACAUCGGAUGCGCCGGUGCGCUGGCUACUCUGAUGAAGGAUGCCGUCAAGCCAAACUUGAUGCAGACAUUGGAGGGUACUCCCGUAUUCGUCCAUGCUGGUCCAUUCGCAAACAUCAGUAUCGGAAACAGCUCCAUCAUUGCCGACCGCAUCGCACUCAAGCUUGCUGGCACUGAGCCCGAUGAGGCGGCCGAGCGUGACGAGAAGGUCGGUUUCGUAGUUACUGAGGCUGGGUUCGAUUUCACCAUGGGCGGCGAGCGAUUCAUGAACAUCAAGUGUCGUGCCUCUGGCCUCGUUCCUGAUGUUGUUGUCAUCGUCGCUACUGUGCGUGCUCUCAAGGUCCACGGCGGCGGUCCUGAGAUCAAGGCCGGCGCACAGUUGGACCCCGUCUACACCACGGAGAACGUCGACAUCCUUCGCAAGGGUUGCAUCAACCUUGCCAAGCACAUUGAGAACGCCAAGUCAUAUGGUGUCAACGUUGUCGUUGCUAUCAACAGAUUCGACACCGACACCGAGGCUGAGUUGCAGGUCAUCCGCGAGGAGGCCAUCAAGGCUGGUGCCGAAGACGCCAUUACUGCCAAUCACUACGCAGAGGGCGGCAAGGGAGCUGUCGAUCUCGCCAAGGGUGUCAUUGCUGCUUCCGAGAAGAGCGAGCAAGAUCAGUUCCACUUCCUCUACGACCUCAAGGGCUCCGCACAAGAGCGUAUUGAGGCCAUCGCCAAGAAGAUGUACGGCGCUGCUUCCGUCUCCUUCUCCGAGACAGCACAGAAGAAGAUUGACACCUACACCCGCCAAGGUUACGGUGACCUUCCCAUCUGUAUUGCCAAGACUCAGUACUCCCUCUCCCACGACGGAGCGCUCAAGGGUGCACCAACUGGCUUCGAAGUUCCCAUCCGGGAUGUCCGCAUGGCUGCUGGUGCUGGAUACCUGUAUGCUCUUGCAGCAGACAUUCAGACCAUUCCUGGUCUGCCCACUGCACCUGGCUACCUGAACGUUGAGAUUGAUGGCGAGACUGGAGAGAUCGACGGUCUCUUCUAG
Messenger RNA from Ramularia collo-cygni, 2835 nucleotides. RefSeq names its product probable C-1-tetrahydrofolate synthase. The record is from RefSeq and is a predicted model, not a curated record. The coding region runs from base 1 to 2835 and encodes 944 amino acids. Gene Ontology annotation, biological process: tetrahydrofolate interconversion. Gene Ontology annotation, cellular component: cytosol. NCBI's taxonomy places the organism in Eukaryota, Fungi, Ascomycota, Dothideomycetes, Mycosphaerellales, Mycosphaerellaceae. The transcript has a single exon. Gene Ontology annotation, molecular function: ATP binding; methenyltetrahydrofolate cyclohydrolase activity; methylenetetrahydrofolate dehydrogenase (NADP+) activity.